This is a messenger RNA of Saprolegnia diclina VS20, 2151 nucleotides long. RefSeq lists its product as hypothetical. The transcript is spliced from 5 exons. Lineage: Eukaryota; Oomycota; Saprolegniomycetes; Saprolegniales; Saprolegniaceae. The record is from RefSeq and is a predicted model, not a curated record. The coding region runs from base 25 to 1998 and encodes 657 amino acids.
GCGCGACGGUCGUUGUUGGGCAGCAUGGUCGCCGGCUUGAGGCGGCUCGCCCAGCAGCUCUGGCUCGCCCUCCUCACGCUCUGCGCGCUGCUGAGCCUGCCGUGCAGCAUGCUGCGCUGGCUGCGCCACGACCACUCUCACCGGCUGCGGCGCCAAGAUUGGUACUUUAUCGCGUGGCGCUUUACGUUUCCAGUGCUCACGCUGUUGCUCGUGGUGACGCUGAGCUGCGUCGGGCACCUCGCGGGCGUGCUCGGGUACGCGGCCGUCGCCGGGUCUGUCUGGUUUUACUGCAAUCUGCUCGUGAUUGCGAUGCCCUUUGCGCUCGUGUACCGCUACCCGCUGUUUAGCCAUCGGCUAAAGGCCCUGUUCUGGAAUGGCCUCGCUGUCUUUAGCGUCUUCAACAGCCUCAUCGAGUGCUUUGUUCUCACCGAGGGCAAGCGCCAUAGCGCGACGCACAGCAUCUCGAUCGGCCAAAGCAAGCUGAGCUGGCUCAUGGGCAACACCAUGUUUGGCAUCGUCGGGUUGGUCGGCGUGCCAUUUUGUUUUGCGAUCCAGCCGCGUACGAUCCGCAUCGAGGUCGAGUCGGACGAUGCACGCUCCGAGGCACAGCCAUCGCUCUCGACAUCGUCGCUGUCGACCAGCGUUCUCUCGUCUUCCUACUACCCCCACGACCUCCCGCUGCUUCUCGAGGCCACUGACGACGACGACGACGCAACGAUGGCGCCGACGCCGACCACGCCCAUCUCCAACCGGCUUCUGUACGCCGCUGGCGCCAGCGUCCUCGCCUGCUUUCUCGCGAUGAUUUGCUCGAACUUUCCGAGCCAAGCGCGAACGCCGGCGUCGUCGCUCGAUAUGUACUGGUGGCCCCUCUACGCGCUCUCGCCGUGUCUCAUCGGCUACUUCCUGUACCACACCUUCCUCAUGCCCUCGCCGUUGGCGCGGGCCAGCGACGCCAUCAACGUCUCGGACACGCAGUACGACUUCAACUACCUCGUCAUCUUUACGACGGUCCUCGUGCACGUCCCCGUCUUUGUCGGCCACCUCUGCUUGGAGCUCUUUGCGGUCGUCGCAGCGACACACAAGGACGACGGCGGCACGACCAGUACCCUCAAGUUUCUCGUGUCGUGUCUUUUCUUGGUCGUCAUGCAAGGCUACCUCUACGUGCUGACGCGCGUCGUGCAGACGCUCUCCGAGCCGUACGCGUACCCGUCGUUAUUGUACAGCGCGCAGCUGUACUACUAUCUCUUUUGGUAUCUCAUGGUCGGGUCCGACACGCCGAUCGAUAUGCUCUACGUGGCGAUGCUCGUCGUCAACAACUUGCACGUGGUGUUUGCCAACACGGGCGUGUAUACCGACGUGACGCAGCUCAGCGUCCACUGCCUCCACCCCAAGCUCCAGUGUCUCUCGAUGUGUCUGGGGUCGUCGGUCGCCGUUUGUUUUCGCGCGGCCAAGUCGAGCGUCAAGACGGACGAGGACGGGAUGACGGUGCCGCAUUUACCCCCGUCCCCCGCCGCGGCGCGGCAACGGCGUACGUGCUUUCCAGAACCGCCCAAAGCCAAAGACGAGGACAGCGUCACGGGCCCGCAGCUCCAUCAACUGUACUUUCUCAUGAAGCUCGCCGAGCAAGAUAUGAUGGCCGACACGAGUGCGCUUGUCCUUGUGCCCUCGAUCCUCUCGUGGCUCUCGGUGGUCGAGACCCCCGAAGAGGCCGCGACGCAUGGCCCACCGCCGCUCCUCAACAUGUGGCUGCGCUGCCUCGUCAUGUUUUUCGGGCGCCUCGGCGGCUCGUUCUUGGCGCGCGAGAUCUUUGCGUACAAGAUGCAGAAGAUGCCGUCGUCGCAGCAAACCGGGCGCGACCGCAUUCGCAUCCAGCGCAUCAUGCUCGCCGACUUUUACCGGCAGUUUUGGUAUCUUGCGGCCGUCACGACCGUGUGCGCGUUUGCGUGCUUUGACAAGGCCGGGUGGCCCGCACGGUAUACCUUUUAUACGACCACAUAAGACCAAGCACAGUGUACACGCUUGUCGGGUUAUGAGGACGGACUGGAAAACGGCAAUCUCGAAGCGAGGGGUAGGGUUUCGACGCAUCGUUCGCCAUCGACUCUGGCGAGCUAGCUGCCUCAAAGUAAAGACGAACGAACGGGUUCUGCGGUA